This is a messenger RNA of Venturia canescens, 2481 nucleotides long. Its product is annotated as organic cation transporter protein-like. The record is from RefSeq and is a predicted model, not a curated record. Gene Ontology annotation, molecular function: transmembrane transporter activity. Gene Ontology annotation, biological process: transmembrane transport. NCBI's taxonomy places the organism in Eukaryota, Metazoa, Arthropoda, Insecta, Hymenoptera, Ichneumonidae. The coding region runs from base 332 to 2002 and encodes 556 amino acids. The transcript has 6 exons. Gene Ontology annotation, cellular component: membrane.
CACCUGUUUAUAUCCAUAACCCACAAAUUCAGAGGUCGAGAAACCCAAACAAGCUGUGAUAUCAAAAUGCAGACUCGACGAGCCCAUGGUAUAAAAAAAAUAUGAUAGUUUAGAAUUCGAGUUUUCAAUAUAAUUGUUUCUCGUGAUGCAGUCGUGACGUAACUAAUUUAGAAUGUUGAAAUUGAGGCUCGUCAAUCGCGUGAAACCGACUCUAACAGUCUUGUUAAAUAAUCAUAAUAGUAAUUGAAAAAUAUUAAGAGAAUAAUAAAUAUACGUCGUGGAGUGACUUCGGGAAAAUUAAGCGAUUUCGAAAGAUAAGAAAUUCAGUAAAAUGGAGCCAACUCGGAUGGACGAGAAGGAUGGGCUUUUGACAAUUUUGGACGAAUUGAGCAAAGGGUCCAAAUUUCUUUGGACCAUUUUCAUACUCACCCUCACUCCAACUGUUUUCAAUGGGAUGCACUCAAUGUCUUAUGUUUUUACAACGGCUCAGAUUCCUCCUCACUGGUGCGCUGUCCCGGAACUAGUGUCUGCUAACUGGACCGUGCAGCAGAUUAAAGAAAUAUCUUCUGCGAGUAAUUGCCUAGUGUAUAAUUACGAUUAUACGUAUUUUGCACAAGUGGGUUAUGAGAAUGCGACAGAGUACAUAAAAACUCUCACCAUAUUGCCAGUCACAACUUCCUGUUCUCAAUACUAUUAUGAAGACAUUGGUGGAUCGACAGUUGUCGAGGAAUGGAAUCUGGUAUGCGACAGAGCGGCAGAUCGAGCAAAUACUUAUAUGGCCCUAUCUCUUGGAAAAUUGAUUGGAGCUGGUUUUUUUGGAGUUUUCGCGGAUCGUCACGGACGUAAAACGACCUACGUAAUCGGAAUAUUUAUGCUCAUAAUUGCGGGUCCACUAACCGCUUUUGUGCCUUGGUUCUGGGCUUUCCUUGUUCUCAGAUUUUUUACAGGUGUUAGUUUGUCCGCGAUAGGAUAUUCAUCGAUGACGACUCUGACCGAAGCAUCUAGCAGUAAACACAGACAAUGGAUGGGGAUUGCUUUUAACACCGGUUAUCCCAUUGGUAUGGCUAUGCUAUCCGGAUUAGCUUAUCUCGCGAGGGAUUGGAAACAUCUCCAAUUGAUUGUUUCCCUGCCCUCAUUGAUUCUGCUUUUUCAUGCAUGGUUCAUGCCGGAAUCACCGAGAUGGCUGUUGUCCCAAAACCGACGGAAACAAGCUCACCGAGUUGUGCGUCAAUAUUACGAGCCUCUCGAAUCUGAAACGAGAGGUAAAAAUUCUUCAGAUGCGAAUAGUCGUGAAAUAGUCGAGAAAAAAUCUGUAAGCAACGUCAAUUUAGCCGAUCAAGGUUGCGUUCGAAACAAUCUGAAGAGCCUGAAAAUUUUAUACUCCAAUUCGGACUUGAGAAAACGAGCUUUCAUUAUGUAUUUCUCGUGGAUGACUUCGUCUCUUUGCUAUUACGUUAUAGCUCUGAACGUGGACAAUUUUUCGGUGGAUCACUAUACGUACAUGCUGAUAAUGGGCCUGACGGAGGUACCCGCGUAUUUGGUGCCAUCGGGAAUUCUUAUGAUGAUAGGACGUCGUCAAUCAGGUGCUCUUCUUUACACGAUCGGAGGCGUCUGUUUGUUGAGUAUUCUGGCAAUCUCCCGUGAUAACACAGUCGCCAUUAUGUUGGUCGCGUUAACAGGAAGAUUUGCCCUUUCGGCCGUUUAUGGUAUAAUAAUUUUAUAUACUUCGGAAUUGUUUCCCACGAUCGUGAGAAACUCUGCGGUCGGUACGAGCUCGGUUAUGGCCCACGUUGGUACGAUUACUGCUCCGUACGUUGCUGAUCUCGUAGGCCAAGCCUUUUGGUGGGCUCCGAGCACACUUUGUGGCAUUCUCGCUGUGAUCGCCGGUAUUUCUUGCCUCGUACUUCCAGAAACUCGUGACCGAAGUCUCGCCGACACCGUCGAAGAGGAAACUGCCAAAGGACGCGGCCGGGUUUCUCUCGCACAAAUUUGCUCAAAUUAAUGAUCAAUCAACAAGACCCAUUAGCAUUGUAAAACAUUGACUUUUCCUUGAGUAAUCGUAUACGAAAUUUCAAAAAUUUACGUAGCUCAAAAUCACUCGAACUUCCUCAGUCGGGAUUAAGGUUUCGACAAGAUGGUCUUUUUUCUGGAAUAUAUUCAAUGUUAUCGCGUUUGUAUAACAUAACGCAAACAUAUUAUUUUGUUAUCUUCUAUAUUUCGUUACGUGUAGUUGCAUUUAACAAAUUGUUAUUGUUGAAUUUCAGAAUUUUAUUUUUUUUUUUAUAUACGAUGACGAAAAAUGAUAUUUUCGAUCAUUCUAGGUAGAAAAGUAAAAAAAAAACGUUUAACGAGAUGGCAGAUUCACAACUGUAUAAUCUUCUUGCCGUUUUUAUUGUUGCACAUCAAUUUUAUUAUACAAACGUGUUUACUGUUUGUAAUUUUAAGAAUUUAUAAAGUUGAAUUAUAUGUUGUAUCAACUGA